Pseudophryne corroboree (corroboree frog) is the source of this 813-nucleotide messenger RNA. It is a transcript of the gene PDX1, whose product is annotated as pancreatic and duodenal homeobox 1. The record is from RefSeq and is a predicted model, not a curated record. Gene Ontology annotation, cellular component: nucleus. Bases 1 to 813 code for a protein of 270 amino acids. Gene Ontology annotation, biological process: regulation of transcription by RNA polymerase II; type B pancreatic cell differentiation. The transcript has 2 exons. Gene Ontology annotation, molecular function: RNA polymerase II cis-regulatory region sequence-specific DNA binding; DNA-binding transcription factor activity, RNA polymerase II-specific. NCBI's taxonomy places the organism in Eukaryota, Metazoa, Chordata, Amphibia, Anura, Myobatrachidae.
AUGAACACGGAGGAGCAGUUCUACUCCCCAGCCCAGAUCUACAAAGACUCCUGCGCCUUUCAGAGGGGGCAAGGGCAGGAUUACAGCCCCAGUCCCCCAGCAUGCCUCUACGUGGGGAGACAGCAGCCGGCCACCUACUCCAACCCAAUGCUUGGUCUGGACCCAGGAAGCCCCCCAGAUAUUUCUCCCUACGAGGUGCCACCCAUAUCAGAAGAUCCCGGUGUACCCCACCUGCACCACCAUCAUCAUCACCAUCAUCACCAUCAUCCAGGAAUCCACCAGCAGCAAACAAUCCCAUUCCCAGAGGAAAGAGAGCCUGGACUCUUAGAGGAACGGAACCGGACCGUUUUACCUUUCCCAUGGAUGAAAUCAACCAAAUCACACACCUGGAAGGGGCAGUGGGCAGGUGGCUCCUACAUGAUGGAACAAGAAGAGAAUAAGAGGACACGGACAGCGUACACAAGAGCUCAGCUCCUGGAGCUGGAGAAAGAAUUCCUCUUUAACAAAUAUAUCUCGAGACCAAGAAGAGUGGAACUGGCCGUCAUGCUCAACCUGACCGAAAGACACAUAAAGAUAUGGUUCCAGAACCGCCGUAUGAAGUGGAAGAAGGAAGAAGACAAGAAGAGAGGGAGAGGAAGUGAUCCAGAACAAGACUCUGUGGUAUCUUCUGGAGAUGUCAUAAAAGAGGAAUGUAUGGGGAACACUCAGCCCACCAGGGACUUAGUGCUUUCUCCUCCUCUACCAACCUCGUCAUCCUCACAAGUCAACUCUAUGUCAUCGUCCGGAUCACUCAGACAGCUGGAAAAACGAUAG